UUGUUCUCUUAUCAAGCGGCCACAUCUCCUGUAAAUCAACCAGACUCUCCGCCUCUCCCGCACCAUAUCACAACACCCGAAUUGCCAAAAAUACCCUCUACAACGUUUAUAUUCAUCACUAUGUUACAAGUCUUCGGAAAGCAGACCACGGUCAUUAUCGGGGACAGAAAACUCACAGACAUUAGUUGAACGUAGCGUGCGGCCACCAACAAGUUCUCAAAAAAAUGUCCAAGGACAGACAAAUAGAUGUCCGAAGAGUUCUGAUUUUGAAAUAUUCUCUAAUUUUGUCAUGAAGGAUCUCACAUUAUCUUGAUUUUGCAUCUCUUUAACGUCUCUUUUUCAUUUUUUUUUUUUUGAAAUCCACAACGGUCACUAAAGCUCGUCGAGCAAGAUGCUGGACGGGCUGUUGGGUCGAGGUUUUGGUUCCAAAUGUAAAUCGUUGAUAAAACUGAUCAAGAGUCGGAUCGAUGUGAUAAGGAGGAAGAGGAAUGCGACGCAGAAGUUUUUAAAGAAAGACAUAGCUGAUCUGCUUGCCAAUGGUCUCGAUAUUAAGGCUUAUGGCAGGGCUGACGGGCUUCUAGCGGAAUUGAAUGUUUCAUACUGCUAUGAUUUCGUUGAGCAAUCUUGCGAUUUUGUACUGAAGCAUCUUUCGGUCCUGCAAAAAGUGAGUAAUUGCCCUGAAGCCUGCAGAGAGGCUGCAUCGUCCCUGAUGUUUGCUGCUGCAAGAUUUUCUGAUCUGCUUGAGCUACGUGACCUUAGGCAAUUAUUUCAAGAGAGAUACGGGAAUACCCUGGAAUAUUUUGUGAAUCAAGAGUUUGUGGAUAAAUUAGCUGCAAAGCCUGCCACAAUGGAAAAAAAGGUACAGUUAAUGCAAGACAUAGCUUCAGAGUUUUCAAUCAAAUGGGACUCCAGGGCUUUUUGGCAGAGGAUGUCUAAACCCUCAGCAUCUUCACAGGAUCAGCCGAAAAGUCUUGGACCUUCCAAUGUCCCUAAGGGUAAACAUAAAUCAGUUAACAGCAAGGAGACUAAUCUACAAGAAAACAAACAUGAGGGUUCAUACAAAGAUACACUUGAACAUGCAGGUGAUGGUCACAGAUUGCACAACGGCAAAGAGAGUAAUCCAUUGAAAAGAAAUGAGCUUAUCCUUCCACACAAACAUGUUUCUGCAAGUGAUGGAUACAAGCCAGUUGUUGGUAGGGAAGAAACUAUCCUUAAAAUGGACCAUCAUGACAUUUCACUCCAGGGAAAACAAGAAGUCACCAGUGAUAGGCAUGAAGCUUGGGAUAGGAAGGAGGACACUGCCCUUAUAAAAGUGAGAGCAGGCAGCUCAUCUCAUGGGAGAAGAAUGGAACAUACUGAUGGUACAUUCAAGGCACAUGGUGAUAGGGAGAAUGCUGUGCCAAAGAGACAGAUCAAGGACAAUUUACCUUAUGGAAAGGCAUACAUUGGUCCGAGUUAUGCAGAACAGCAUUCAAAAAGCAAUGGAAAGGACCUGCUUGACUCUGAUAGUCAUGGUGGACAGCACAAUAAUGCAAAUUCAACAAGGAAAGUUCAGGAUGAAGAAAUAGUUCAGUUGAAGCCCCAUUACAGUAGUGCCCUCCCCCCUCCAUAUGUUAAACAUAAUGCCAAACCGAAGGAUGGAAAAUAUGAAGCCAAUUUAGGAUAUUCACCUUUUCGUUUUGAUGGUGAGGGAGUCCCUAUACAUCCUUCAGUACCUAUCACAGCUAAUGUUGGUGAUAUAUCAGAGAGAGAUGUUAGAUCCACAAGAGCUAAAACUCUUGAUGAUGAGAAAGAUUGUCAUUGUAAGGAUGAUGGUGCAGGAAAUCCAAUACAGAAGGCAAGAUCUGUACAGAGGAGACACCCGAAAUCACCAUCUGGUCAUGACAGUAUUAACAAUGCCACAGAUGCAGGAGUUUCAAAAAGAAAAUCAAGAAGCAGGAGAAGGGAUAACUCAAUAAGGGGUCUGCAAAUCUUGUUUGAUGAUGAGCACCAUCAAAAUAACGAAGAGGAAAGGAGACUAGAUAAACUGUUAAUGCAUUAUAGUAAGAAACCAUCGACCUAUGAAGAGGGAUAUGCGAGAAGGAAGUCCAGAAGUCGUCAAGCGCAUCCUGGGGGCAAUGAUAUUCUUGAGACACCUCAGGCUCAUGGGGGGGAUGUGUCUGAUGAUAUGGCAAAGGUAGUUCAUCCAGUUAGAUCAAUUUCCCUUCCAUGUGAACAACCAGCUUCAUUAGAGGCAAAAAAAGUAUUUGUUCGUGCUGCUUCCUUUCAACCUGAUAGAUCAAAUGCAGCUGGACAUGUGCACCCAAAGUUACCAGACUAUGAUGAUCUGGCAGCCCGGUUUGCUGCACUGAAGGGGAGGUAAAAUCUAUGAGUAAAUGAAUAUCAUUAGCAGCAUAAAAUUUUAUGCGAUCAUCUUGUAUGUCUCCCUCAAGUUUGGUUCUGUGUUGAGAAGGGAGAGCGGGGUUGGCUUUCUUCCUCUCCAUCACCAAUAUAAGCAAAGUGCCUUGAGAGUACAGUCUCGUGUGUGUCUGAGCCAGCAUUAUAUUUUUCGGCUGUCAUGAUUUCCUGAACAUAUAUACUGAUUUCAGAUUAACUUCCAUAGAUAAUGUGUAGUGAAAGUUGUAAUGUUGCAUAUCCUGAAAAUGAUAGAAAUUGAUAUUGAGGUUGUUUUGCGUGCA
Messenger RNA from Mangifera indica (mango), 2678 nucleotides. RefSeq lists its product as uncharacterized. The record is from RefSeq and is a predicted model, not a curated record. Gene Ontology annotation, biological process: protein transport. NCBI's taxonomy places the organism in Eukaryota, Viridiplantae, Streptophyta, Magnoliopsida, Sapindales, Anacardiaceae. Bases 392 to 2362 code for a protein of 656 amino acids. The transcript has 6 exons.